AGGAUGAACAAUGCAUUAUGCGCAUCAUGCGUUGAAACGGAACGCAGCCCAGGAUAUACAUAUAUUUUUUAUAUACGAGAUUUGUCGUAUCUUCUAAACCGCCUUAUUAUAUAUUCCCGCGUGAAUUGACGCAACCGCAUCUGUUCCGUACCGAUAUCAGCACCGAUGUGUAGAGCGGAGGUGGGAAGUUCUCACUGGGAACAGAUGAGAAUAGACUGUGCGGGCGAACGGCCAUACGUGAAGACGGGGAAGUGCCGUCGUGCGAUGCAGUACGUUUGUAAUAGUUGAGAAAAACGCAGCUCCGUUACUAUUACUUCGUCGAUCGUAACCAGACAGUAUGUCAUCAUUGUCCAAUGAUACUGUCACCUUAGCGAGACAGGAAGCGUUCAAGGACUUUUCCUAUUUUGAUGAGGAGACUGUGCCCGCGAAAAGAUUUUACACCUGAAAAUACACAAGUUUAUGAAGUUAGAAGAAAAUCGAAGGAAAAAGCGUUAUACUGCAUAUUUAAAAGUUAUAAAUAUUAAUAAUCAUAUUUUUGAAAGUUUUUUGGAAACCGAAAUUAACCUUCUUAAUGCGAUCCGUGGUAUUACUGCAUUCCUUAAUGGUACAAAUACAUCCAGAAUAUCCACAAAUCGAUUCCGCUGCAAUCAUUAAAAGCGACAUCCGCCAUCAUUCUCACUGGAUACAUUCCUGAAAAUGCAUCCAGGUUUUCGGUGAAUUUAAUGUGUAAGGCAGCUGGAAAUAUUGCUCUCCAUUUUAAUCCACGACUAGACAGAGGAUAUAUUGUCAGGAACACAAAAGUACGUGGAUCUUGGGAGGAUGAAGAGACUUGUUCGCCUGCAGGUUCAAGCGGAUGUAUUUUCCGCCGAAAUACCUACAUACACCUUAUGAUUUUCUGUACAAAUGAUGCAUUUCAGAUUGCAGUGAAUGGUGAACACUUUUGUGCCUUUUACUACAGAUUGCCUCUUGAAGAUAUAACAGCUCUUCAAAUUAACGGAACCAUCGAAGACGUUAGGAUUCGUCAGCUUAAUCUAUUUGUAUAUCCAGAUCCUAAUAUCUGCAGGCCAUCUCGAACAUUGGUCCUGACAAUCGAAGAACCGCUUGUGGAUUUUCUAGACGUUCCAAUUACCGUAGAUAUUGGCAGCAAUUUUCGUAUCGGUUCUCGUUUAUUUAUUGCCGGAAGAUUAAAGCUACUGCCACACUCGUUUUAUGUGAAUCUACAGAAGGGUAAGACCAUUUAUCCUCAUCCCGUUAUACUGUUGCAUUUAAAUCCGCGUUUUUUAUACGGCACCAGCACACCAUACGUUGUCAUGAAUUGUUGGAACAAUGGUGCAUGGGGUCACGAGGAACGACAUCAAGGCCACUUGUCCUGGAUGCCUGGUCGUGACUUUUUACUCACCAUUCGCUGUGAAUACGAGGGAUACACAAUAUGGCUGGCUAAUAAGAUGAUCGGAGAAUUUAAACACAGAUUACAAUCAUCAAUCGCGGAUACUCUACGAAUCUCUGGUGAUGUUGUGCUUUAUCAACUUAGUAUGAGUUACGCUUGAAGAAUUAAUGAAUUAUAAACGGCAUAAUUAAAAGGAAAAAGAGAACACAAAUGUUAAAAUGAAAAUUAAUAAUAUUUUAUUGAGUUGUUCACAAACAUAUGCAACGCUAAUUUAUGUUAUUAUAUAAUAUUUUCAUGCAAUGCAAUACUAGACUUUAAUUCUAGACGAUUUACUCUUUGAAUUUUAUGUAAUUUGGUAAAAAUGUUAUAAAUAUCCCUAAAUGAAUAUCUCUAAAAAGAUUCUUGCCAUAAAUAAAAAUUAAUCGGGAUAAUAUUAAAA
Molecule: messenger RNA, 1826 nt
Organism: Monomorium pharaonis (pharaoh ant)
Lineage: Eukaryota; Metazoa; Arthropoda; Insecta; Hymenoptera; Formicidae
Product: galectin-4
Exons: 8
Coding region: 723-1547 (274 amino acids)
Molecular function (GO): galactoside binding; carbohydrate binding
Source: RefSeq, a predicted model, not a curated record